CGGUGGGCGGGGACGCGGGCGGGCGGUUCGCGCGCAGGAGCCUGAGGCCAAGGUCCUCCGCCGGCCAGCGCGCAGCUAUGCGAUCCGCCGAGCCGAGGGGCGCGCGCAGGCCUGCGGGACGCGCCUCGCCCUCCGCCAGAGACUGCACGCUGCUUCUGCUCUGGGUGUGUGUGCUCCUGAGGACCUGUGAACCCAAAGCGUCCAACGCCUCCAGGCCAAACAUCCUGUUGAUCUUGGCCGAUGACCUGGGCAUUGGGGACAUUGGUUGCUAUGGAAACGAUACCCUGAGGACCCCCAACAUCGACCGGCUGGCGGAGGAGGGCGUGAGGCUCACUCAGCACCUGGCGGCCGCCCCGGUCUGCACCCCGAGCAGAGCGGCCUUUCUCACCGGGAGAUACGCUCUGCGGUCAGGAAUGGAGGAGAGCGCCGGAUUCCGCGUGCUCUACUGGAACGCGGGCUCGGGCGGGCUCCCUGCCAACGAAACCACGUUCGCGAGGAUCCUGAAGCAGCAAGGCUACGCCACCGGCCUCAUAGGUAAAUGGCACCAGGGCUUGAACUGCGCGUCCCGCGGGGACCACUGCCACCACCCGCUGGCCCACGGGUUCGACUACUUCUACGGGAUGCCCUUCACCUUGAUCCCUGAGUGCGACCCGCACAGGCGCCCCCAGAUGGACGUCCUCGCGGGCUCCACGGUGAGACGCUACCUCUCCGCGCUGGCCCUGGGGGUCCUGAGCCUGGCCGCGGCCCAGCGCUGUGGCCUCCUCUCGGUUCCCUGGAGGGCCGUCGGGGGCGCGGCCGGCCUCGCCUUCCUGGUCCUCGCCUCCUGGUUCUUCUGCUACGGGUUCAUUCGCCGCUGGAACUGCAUCCUCAUGAGAAACCACGAGGUCACCCAGCAGCCCAUGGAUCUGGAAAGAACCACCGGCCGGAUGCUCCAGGAGGCCGUGGCCUACAUCCAAAGAAACAAGGACAGGCCCUUCCUCCUCUUUGUGUCCCUGCUGCACGUGCACACCCCUCUCCCGACGACCAAAGCCUUCCUGGGCAGAAGCCGCCACGGCCUGUACGGGGACAACGUGGAGGAGAUGGACUGGCUUGUGGGUAAGAUUCUCGAUGCCCUUGAAGAGAAUGGCCUGAGGAACUCGACCUUCACCUACUUCGCCUCGGACCACGGGGGCUCUUUGGAGGCCAGAGACGAGCGCCAGCAGCUGGGGGGGUGGAACGGAAUCUACAGAGGUGGCAAAGGCAUGGGUGGCUGGGAAGGGGGCAUCCGCGUGCCCGGCAUCGUCCGGUGGCCCGGGGUGCUGCCCGCUGGCCGCGUGAUCCAAGAGCCCACCAGCCUGAUGGACGUGUUCCCCACCGUGGUCCAGCUGGGGGGCGGCCAGGUGCCCCAGGACAGGGUGAUCGACGGCCGCAGCCUGGUGCCGCUGCUGCGGGGAGCCCGGGAGCACUCGGGGCACGAGUUCCUCUUCCAUUACUGUGGGCGGGCCCUGCAUGCAGCUCGCUGGCACCAGAGGGACAGUGGCCGAGUCUGGAAGGUGCAUUAUGUGACGCCGCGGUUCCACCCCGCGGGUUCGGGGUCCUGCCUUAACCAGAACUUCUGCCCGUGCUCCGGGGAGGGCGUCACCCACCACAGCCCGCCUCUGCUCUUCGACCUCUCCAGGGACCCUGCCGAGGCCCAGCCCCUGUCCCCCGACUCUGAGCCCCUGUACCACGCGGUGAUCAAGCGGGUGGGCGAGGCCGUGGCGCGGCACCGGGAGACCCUGAGUCCCGUGCCUCAGCAGCUCUCCCUGGGCCACGUCAUGUGGAAGCCGUGGCUGCAGCCGUGCUGUGGAACCUUCCCCUUCUGCUCGUGCCACGGAGAGGGGGACAGCUCCCCCCAGGAGCCAGGGCUGUGAGAAGAUGCCCAGGGUGACCUGGUGGACAGCACCUCCAAUGUGUCCUGCCUCAGUUUCCCUUUCUGGGGCAGCAUGCUCCAGCUGGGGAGGGGGUGCUCUUUGGCCUCUCUGUGCAAUGAGAGGGUCCCCGGGGAUUCCAAGACCCCCUACAGCCAGGGGCACCCCAGGGCUGACAUCGACUCCUUACCUGCCAAUCAUCACACCGCUGCCUUGGGAUCCAUUUCUGCACACACAGCCUUGCAGACCACGUGUCUGCACCCUCUCUGCUUUGGGUCAUGGAGGAAAGAAUAGCCAGGUCCUUUUCCUGUUCUUGUGGUUGGGGAUCAGUGAUCUCUGAGGACCGAUUCCCUAGCCACAUCUUCAGGUCACUGUCUCUUCCCUGCUGUAUCACUUAGAAAUGGCCUCAGGCUAGUCACAGAAAUCAUGGAGAAUAAGAAAGCUUUCAACAAAACAGUGGGAUAUUUUUUCUUGGGAAAGGAGAGGCCCUCAGGGAAGCAGGAUCUUCCCAACUUCCUCCUGUACUGUCCUAAAAAUGUAGGGUUGGCCUCAUGGUGUCAUGAUGGUUGCUGCAGCUCCAGCCAUCACAUACACAUUCCAGGCAAUGGGAUGAAGCAAGAACAGAAAGGCAACCUCCCCUCUGAGUCUCUCCCUGGGAAGGAUAAUUAUCAGGGAACCCACAACUUUGGAUUUCAACUAUUCAUUGAAGGAACUAGAAAUUGAGGAAUGUCUUGCCCUAAUGAAAUGAGAGUAAGUCUCUGAGGCAUGAAAAUAAGGACAGCUUCCUAGAACGGAUUGACGAUUCUGAUGCAUCAUUUAGCUGGAAGAAACAGCCUUUCCUCAUUCUGCUCAGAAGCCCACACGACUGGUGCCGGUUAUUAGCAAAUGAUCCUCAGAGCAGAGGGUGUCUGAGUGGAAGGCUUUCACCUGGGACAAAGCCAUGGGAGCUGUCGGACAGACCAAAGAAAGGCACCUGGCAUGCUUCAGGUACUUAGGGUUAGAGGGGUGCGCACCUGUAAUCCCACCAGCUCAGGAGGCUGAGGCAGGAGGAUCGCAAGGUGGAGGCCAGCCUCAGCAACUUAGCGAGACCCUGUCUCAGAAUUUUAAAAAGGAGAUUGGGGAUGGGGCUCAGUGGUUAAGUGUCCCUGAGUUAAAAUAAAAUUAAAAAUAUCUAGUGAUUUCACUACCAGGGACCACACGAGGGUGGUAUUCCAGGGACCAGGGUGGGAGGCCGUGUCCCCAGCUCAUAGACAUCCAACCCAGUUAACUCAGAGUAAGAAGUAUUUGUCCCAUGGAUUCACGUGGCAAGGUGGCUGCCCCAUGGACAGGGGCCAGCAGCAUAUACAGGUUUGGGGACUAGAAAUUGACACUAGCUACAUGGCACUCAGUCCUUGAGCCUGUUCUGAUUUGCUACACGGUCAAAACUGUGCCUGAAGUCACGUGAGGGCCACCUUGGGCGCAUCUCUUAGCAUGUGAAUGAGGGUCUCGCCAACUUGGGCUCCUUCUGGGCAGGGAUGGUGGUCGGAUCUGCCUGCACCUGUUCCCAGCUCUCCUGUUGCUGUUCUUGAACAAAGAACGUACUUGAGGAGGGUCCUCCUACCAUUCAUCUCAAGCACAGGGCAUGCCGGCCUUUUCUGUCACUAGGAGCCACCAUCAUGCCCAGCUAUGGAAGUUUCUGGAAUCCAGAGAUCAAGGAGGUAGGAGCAGCUGCCUGGGCGAGGGUCUCAGAGGAAGGGUUAGCUAACCAGGCAGCUGGCCCCUCCCUGCCCUGGUCCCUAAAGUCCUUGGAAGGAAAUUAAUUAUUGGUAGAGAAUGUUAUUAGAGUUUAGAUCUGGAAUGUUCUCCAAAGACGCCCGUGUUGGAGGCGUGGUCUCCAUUGCAGCAAUGUCCAGAGGUGGGACUUUGGGGAGGUGACUGGCUCAUGAGGACUCUGAGCUCCUCAGAAGGUUCAUCCUCUGAGGAGGUGGAGAUUGUAGGAGGUGGAGCCUACUUGGAGGAAAUGCAUCCUUAGGGGUGUGUCCUUGGGACUAUAUCCUGUCCCUGGCCCUCCUCUUCCUGUCUCUCUCUCUCUGCUUCCUGGUGCCACGUCCUGAGCUGCUCUCCUCCUCCAGGCCCUUCCACCAUGAUGUUCUGCCUCACCUUGGGUCAGAGCCAUGGACCUGGCCAAUCAUGG
Messenger RNA from Sciurus carolinensis (gray squirrel), 4062 nucleotides. Its product is annotated as arylsulfatase D-like. The transcript is spliced from 10 exons. The record is from RefSeq and is a predicted model, not a curated record. Bases 78 to 1892 code for a protein of 604 amino acids. Gene Ontology annotation, molecular function: arylsulfatase activity. Lineage: Eukaryota; Metazoa; Chordata; Mammalia; Rodentia; Sciuridae.